Agelaius phoeniceus (red-winged blackbird) is the source of this 1071-nucleotide messenger RNA. It is a transcript of the gene KDELR3, whose product is annotated as KDEL endoplasmic reticulum protein retention receptor 3. Gene Ontology annotation, molecular function: ER lumen protein retrieval receptor activity. Gene Ontology annotation, biological process: protein retention in ER lumen. The record is from RefSeq and is a predicted model, not a curated record. Lineage: Eukaryota; Metazoa; Chordata; Aves; Passeriformes; Icteridae. Gene Ontology annotation, cellular component: membrane.
UCCCUCCACCCCAGAGGAGUCCCCCGGCACCAUGAACAUCUUCCGCAUCCUGGGGGAUGUCUCCCACUUGUUGGCCAUCAUUAUUCUCCUGCUGAAGAUUGUGAAGUCCAAGUCCUGUGCUGGAAUCUCUGGGAAGAGCCAGAUACUUUUUGCCCUCGUCUUCACAACCCGCUACCUGGACCUGUUCACGAAUUUCAUCUCUGUCUAUAACACUGUGAUGAAGGUCAUUUUUUUGAUUUGUGCCUAUGUCACCGUGUAUAUGAUCUACGUGAAAUUCCGGAAAACAUUUGACAGCGAGAACGACUCCUUCCGCCUCGAGUUCCUGCUGGUCCCUGUCACAGGCCUGUCAUUUCUGGAGAACCACAGCUUCACCCCCUUGGAGAUACUCUGGACCUUCUCCAUCUACCUGGAGUCUGUGGCUAUCCUUCCUCAACUCUUCAUGAUCAGCAAGACAGGGGAAGCAGAGACCAUCACGACACACUACCUUUUCUUCCUGGGCCUCUACCGUGCCCUCUACAUUGCCAACUGGGUCUGGCGCUACCACACAGAGAAUUUCUACGACCAGAUCGCUGUUGUCUCCGGGGUGGUACAAACCAUCUUCUACUGUGACUUCUUCUAUCUCUACGUCACCAAAGUCCUAAAAGGAAAGAAGCUAAGUCUUCCCAUGCCUGUUUGAAGACAUCCCACAGGCAGCGCAAGAAAUUCCAAAGAUGAAGCUGUUUAAGAUCACAGCUUUCCUUCCCUGGCCCUUUUUGACUAAUGGAUGGCUCAGCAGAGUUUCAACCCAACACCAGGAAGACAGGGCUUGGAAUGCUUUUCAUCCAUCAGACUCUUCCCCUCCAUUGUUUUAUUUCUUCUCACUUGAAUUUGGUGCUAGUGCUGGCCAAUACUGGCCAAAACUGAAGUAGUGCAAUUUCUUCUCUCCCAGCUCUUCCCAGCAUCUACUCUCAAAACACACCUCCACCCUGACCCUGAGGCAGCACAAAGGAAAAUGUCACUCCCACUAGUCCUUCAGUAAGUGCCCAUGGUAAAGGGAACAUGUAACACACUUCAUUAAAGUGUGCUAACUUA